Botrytis byssoidea is the source of this 1620-nucleotide messenger RNA. RefSeq lists its product as uncharacterized. The record is from RefSeq and is a predicted model, not a curated record. The coding region runs from base 1 to 1620 and encodes 539 amino acids. The transcript has a single exon. Lineage: Eukaryota; Fungi; Ascomycota; Leotiomycetes; Helotiales; Sclerotiniaceae.
AUGUCUCGCUUUCACUCUUCUUCUUCCACUGGCAGUGCUCCUGGGGCUGCCAGUUCCAACUCUACAAACAUGUCGGCCCCUCGCGGUCGUGGAUAUCAAGUUCCACAAACCUCUAACUCUCUCCAUCCCCCAUCCAUCCAUCCUGACCACGUCCCAUACGUGUGUGACCAACAAAUGGAACUCUCUUUGGAUCCUUCAACCAUCCAUCCGCCACUUAACAGGCCUGGAAACCUAUCUUCUUCCACAACUUCAGCCUCUACGCAGGCCAAAAAAACCAAAAAAAAUUCUCCUUUGUCAUUGCGUUUGAUUUCUUCUUCUUCUUCUUCUUCUUCUGCAUCUUCAUCUUAUUAUUCAGACUCCUGUGGAUCUUACGAGUCAAUCGAUUGGUCGGCUCUUGAGAUCAAACCCCAUCCUAUGGCCUCCAAGCGCUACAGGUCCCCCACGAUGUAUUCUGACUCCAUCCAGAAGGACCAUACAUCCUCUGACUUCAGCACCGGAUCCAGCGGUCAAUUUCCUAUUGGCUCACCUUGCAUCAACGUAGGCCGUCUACUUGAUGUCAAGCCCCCUCCUCCCAGGCCUUUCGUCACUGUCGAUACAUCGGACUCCCUGGAUUACCCCAUUACCAAGGCUCCUCCUCCCAUGCCCUUCGUCGCUGACGAUCCAUUGGACCCCUUCUUGGAUCACCCCAUUGCCCUUCCCUUCGGAUCUGGAAUCUCUACCCCUCCCCCGAAAACAAGGUAUGUAUUCCGUGAGGUCACCCCUAGCCCAGGCACCACUCCAUCUUCCAAGGAUUCCUUUUCGGCCCACCACACUGUCUCCGUUUCCUCCGGAUCCCCUUCCAUGGCCUCUAUUUCCUUGGACCCUUUCAAUGGCCAUUCUUGUUCCUCUUCUGCCAAGGCAGAAGAUGGUUCAAACCCCCCCUCUCCUUGUCCUGUUCCUUCUCCUCCUCCCCAGCUACCUGUAGUACACAUGCAGCCCCGCUUGUUCAGGUUAGCUAAGCCCAAGACCUUUACCCAAGUGUACCUGCAGCAGCCUCGCUGUUUCAGCCGAGCUAAACCUAAGACUUUUACCCAGCGGUGGUCAGAAAUGAUCCUUGAAGAGCAAGUCCUCGAAUCCCGAGCCCAUGUCAUCACACCAGUUCGACCUUUGAGUCAAAGUCCGAUGGCAACAUCAGACUCUGGUUAUGAACUUGUCUCUCAAUCUCCUUUGUCAGACCCCUUCUGCAUAUCCCGAGAGCCCAGCCCAUCCCCGGAGCCCACUCCACUACCGGAGCCCGUUCGUUCCCCGGAACCCAUUCCCUCCUCCAGUCCUCAGGCCAUUCCCAGGAGAAGCUUUAACAGGUUUCACGAUGCACGCCCACUUUCAUCCUCAUCCUCAUCCUCAUCCUCAUCCUCAUCCUCAUCCUCAUCCUCAUCCGAGGAUGAAUCGGACACCACCGCGGAUUAUCCCUCCUCCCUAGACGACGACCCCUUGGACACACCGGAACCAGAGACCACCCCAUGGACCAUUGCCCCAGUGCAAUCCUGGAUAUCCCGGAACUCCUCGACCAUCAAAACGGUUGCCAAAUGGACCAUUGUUGCAGCCGCAAUCAUCCUUCCAAAAAUCCUUUGGAAAUGGUGA